Arabidopsis arenosa is the source of this 2787-nucleotide messenger RNA. Lineage: Eukaryota; Viridiplantae; Streptophyta; Magnoliopsida; Brassicales; Brassicaceae. The record is from the annotation of a GenBank genome assembly.
CGGAGGAGAAACCAAACCUUGCGUGUGUAUCCGCAAGGGAUUUUGGAAGAAGAAAGAAAGAGAGAUCUGAAUGGAGAAGAAGAAGGUAUGGUUUUGGGGUGUGAAAGACGACAGCGAAAGAGGCGGAGGCGGAGGCGGAAGAGCCAAAGAUGCGGAGGAUGAUGUUGCUGAUCAUUUGUCUCGCGACGGGACGAUGAGCCAGUAUAGCCUUAGCAAAGGCCUUCUUCCUUCUCUUGGAGCCAACAAUCGUUCCUCUCGUGACGUCAUUCUCCGUCGCUUCAUUAUCUCUCCUUUCGAUCCUCGUUACAGAGCGUGGGAGACGUUUUUGGUAUUUUUGGUGCUCUACACAGCUUGGGCAUCACCUUUUGAAUUCGGGUUUCUACAAAAGCCAAGACCACCUCUCAGUAUUCUCGAUAACAUCGUCAACGGGUUUUUCGCUGUUGAUAUAAUCUUGACAUUCUUUGUUGCCUUCUUGGACAAGGUAACUUAUCUCCUUAUCGAUGAUCCAAAGAGAAUAGCUUGGAGAUAUGCGUCGACUUGGCUGAUUUUCGAUGUGGUUUCCACAUUUCCUUACGAAAUUUUUGGGAGUUUGCUUCAUGAGAGUAUUCAGGGAUAUGGUAUUUUCAGUAUGCUACGUUUAUGGCGUCUUCGGAGGGUUAGUAAUUGUUUUGCCAGGUUAGAGAAAGACAGGAAAUACAGUUACUUUUGGGUUCGCUGCACGAAGCUUCUCCUUGUUACUCUUUUUGUGAUUCAUUGUGGUGCUUGUUUCCUCUAUUCCAUUGCUGCGCAUUACCCUGACCCUUCCAAGACAUUUAUGGCAUUAACCGAUGAAAAUUGGAAACAGUCUCCUAUUGCGGUGCGGUAUAACACGGCAAUGUAUUGGUCCAUAACUACUUUCUCCACAACUGGUUAUGGUGAUAUACAUGGUGUUAACUCAAGAGAGAUGACUUUCAUUCUUUUCUACAUGGUUUUUAAUCUUGGAUUAUCAGCAUAUAUAAUUGGUAAUAUGACCAACUUGGUGGUUCAUGUCACCGGCCGCACCAGAAAAUUUAGAGAUACCAUCCAAGCCGCCUCGGGGUUUGGUCAGAGGAACAAUCUGCCAGUGCGCUUGCAAGAUCAGAUGGUUGCUCAUUUGUGUUUGAGGUACAGAACUGAUUCAGAAGGCUUACAGCAGCAAGAAAUCAUCGAUUCCCUUCCCAAAGCUAUUCGGUCCAGCAUAUCGCAUUACCUGUUCUAUGAAGUUGUUGACAAAAUCUACUUGUUCCAUGGAAUCUCCAAUGAUCUUCUUUUCCAGUUGGUCACUGAAAUGAAAGCAGAGUAUUUUCCUCCCAAAGAAGAUGUGAUUUUGCAGAAUGAAGCACCAACAGACUUCUACAUAUUGGUGACCGGAGCUGUUGACAUAAUUGCACGAGUAAAUGGAGUGGAGCAGGCAAUUAGUGAAGCACAGAGAGGAAAUGUUUUUGGUGAAGUUGGGGUACUAUGUUACAGACCGCAGCUGUUUACUGUUCGUACCAAGCGAUUGAGUCAGUUGCUUCGUCUGAACCGGACAGUACUCUUAAAUCUUGUACAGGCAAAUGUAGGAGAUGGAGCAAUAAUCAUGAAUAAUCUUCUUCAGCAUUUAAAAGACUCAGAAGAUCCAGUGAUGAAAGGCGUUUUGGCUGAUACAGAACACAUGUUGGCUCAAGGGAAAAUGGAUUUACCCCUCAGCUUGUGCUUUGCUGCAGCCAGAGGAGACGAUUUAUUGCUGCAUCAGUUACUAAGACGCGGCUCAAGCCCUAAUGAAAUGGAUAAGGACGGGCGAACUGCGCUGCAUAUAGCAGCAUCAAAAGGAAGCCAUUAUUGCGUCGUUUUACUUCUCGAACAUGGAGCAGAUCCUAACAUUAGAGAUUCAGAAGGUAAUGUACCCUUGUGGGAAGCAAUCAUAGGAAGACAUCGCGAAAUUGCUAAACUCCUUGCAGAGAAUGGAGCAAAGCUAAGCUUAGACUCAGUGAGCUAUUUCUCGGGCUUAGCCGUGGAAAAGAACAGCUUAGACGCACUCAAAGACAUCAUCAAAUAUGGCGGCGACGUCACACUCCCUGAUGGAAACGGAACCACAGCCUUACACAGAGCAGUCUCAGAAGGACACUUGGAGAUUGUGAAAUUCUUACUAGACCGAGGUGCUGAUUUGGACAGGCCGGAUUCUUACGGAUGGACUCCUCGUGGUCUUGCCGACCAUCAAGGGAAUGAAGAUAUAAAAACCUUGUUUCAUAAUCAUAGGCCCGUGGAGAAGAAACCAAAACCUGUCCCUGGAAUACCUCAGAGUCCUGUGACAGGGAAGCCAUUGAUGAAGUAUAGCAGUGAACCUACAAUGCAUUCAGGAGAACUCGUCUUAGACGGAGGUCAGGUUGUGGUUUCUCAGAGAAAGAAACUCAAUAACUUCAGAAACUCGCUCUUCGGAUUCAUUUCAGCUGCAAAUACCGCUGACGAUGGAGGAGAAGCUUCAAGAAGCCCAGCAUUGCCAGGAGGAGGAGGAAGUAUGUUUUAUCCGUCGAGAGUGACUAUUAGUUCGCCGGAAAACAGGGAAACUGGUGGAAAAGUGGUAUUGUUACCAACAUCUAUGGAAGAGCUAUUGAAAAUUGGUGAAGCUAAGAUGGGUUUCGUCCCAACUAAAGUACUUACGAGAGACGGAGCCGAGAUUGACGACAUCACUCUUAUCAGAGAUGGCGAUUUUCUCCUUCUUUCAAGGGAUCCUUGAUUCACACGCAACUCUCAUUCCUUUUUGAGAAAAAACAAAUAUUUGUCUUAACG